This is a messenger RNA of Mycena citricolor, 8060 nucleotides long. NCBI's taxonomy places the organism in Eukaryota, Fungi, Basidiomycota, Agaricomycetes, Agaricales, Mycenaceae. The record is from the annotation of a GenBank genome assembly.
AACUUCAAGCUUCAAACUUUCAAAUGCUGCUCGGCGUUCCCUUCACUGGACUGGACAAUCCACCGACUACGUCUGCUGAACUGGAAGCACUCUGUCAACCGGCAAACCUGUUCAGCGCGAAUGAUUCUGAACGAUGAGUGACUCCAUCAAGUGACGAUGCUGACCUGCGCGUGACAUUGCUGUCACAACGCAAGCACCGUUUAGCCCACGGCCACAACGCACAUUUGGAGUACUGUCAUUUCACAAUGGCAACCGUCCCAAACGAGCAUCUUGCAAGAGCAAUCUUUGGUGGCUCGGACUCCGAGUUGUCUGAUGAAGAGCAAGAUAAUCAGAGACAGCAACGCCGGAAAUCGCCUUCCCAGCGCAAAUACGACUAUGGGUCGUCUGCGGACUCGGAAGAUGAUGCUGAGGAAAAGAAGAAAGUCAUCAAAACCAAGAAACGAUCGAAGACGAAAGCUGAUGAGGAGAGACCCGCGCGCAAACGAAAGAGGAAACCGGAGCCCAUAGACCUCAAUGAUUUACCACCCGAGCAAGCCAGCAAAAUUCGACUGGAUAUGCAAAUCGAAGCUAUCUUGAAACCAAAGAAGAGCAACCGCUCCAAGAAACGAAAAGGCGAGGAAGCGCUGGAUAGUUUUGCGGACGACGAGGUGGCGCGGCUACGAGAGGCCAUGAUCAACGCUGCAGAAGAGGACAUGAAAGCUAACGAGGCUAAGCAACCCGCUCUAGCCAAGCUCAAAAUGCUGCCGGAAGCAAUGGAGACUCUUCGCAAAUUCUCUCUGGCUCAGUCCAUGAUCGACAACAACCUUCUAGGAGCCGUCCGAAAGUGGCUUGAACCUCUGCCUGAUCGUUCGCUGCCCGCUCUCAAUAUCCAGCGCGAAUUUUUCCCCCUCAUCAAGCGAAUGGAGUUCAUUGAUACCGCCGUCUUGAAAGAAUCGGGGCUAGCGCGAAUUGUGUUAUUCUACACGAAGUGCAAGCGCGUCACAUUCGAUAUUGCGCGGAUUGCGGAGGAACUGGUAUCGACCUGGUCUAGGCCCAUCAUCAAGCGUUCUGCUUCGUAUCGUGACCGAAUCAUUCCAACAGCUCAGCCGCUGGAUGUAGAUUCCUCUCAGCGCAAUGUCGAGCGACUCAACAGUAUCUUGGCAAAGGGACGACUGGCCGACAAAGAUCGUGUGCGGAAGAACGCUGUUUCGAUUCCUCGAAGCGAACUACCAAACUACACUGUUGCACCUAGCGCCAAUGCGGGCAUCAUGCGCAUGAACACCAGCGUCGAUAAUGACAUUGAACGGCGCAAGAGGAACGCUGAAAGGAUCAGAACUCUCACACGGAAGAUUUCUGCUAAAUAGGUGGAUACUCUUCUCGUGCUUAUCUCGAUUGUACACUGUAACCUUUCACGCUUGUUUCUCAAUCUCACAAAUUGGUUUGACAUUCUGCUAAAGCCGAUCAGCUACUCUAUACAGCGUGGAAUGUACGUAUGUAUUCAUGCUUUGCAUUGACAGUUCAAGGGGUCGGAAACAAGGGACAGCAGCAUCAGCACUGCUUUCAUGUUCCGCUCAAAGCCCCUAAGUAUCAAUGUUCCACACGGUCCAAUCGACCUUGUCCCCAUCCAAGCCCCCAUGUCUUGUCGUGGCCGUCGUACACCGACCUGCUUUUUCCUUGUUGCGGUAGUCGGGCUGACAUGGCUGGCUGUUGUGAGACUGGGACGAAAGCCUUUGCAUCCAUUCCGACCUGACGACUAUGGGGAAGUAACAGAGCAUAUUCCAUUGCCUCUCAACAUGGUCGAGGCAACUCCAACAUCCUCCCGUUCCCCACCUUCUCCUUCGCAGACGGGUGUCGUUGUCGAAGGGGUCAAAUACGACCCUCAGACAGCAGCAGUGGAGAUCGAGUCUCUUCUAUCAGAGACCGCUGCAAAAUCCAGUGCCCAUUACACGCAUAACAGUGCAGCCCUUCGGACAAUGGACAUCUGCCUACAAGAACAGGAGUGCAGGUCGAAUUCUAAAUGUAUGAGCUUUUCCGUCACUAGCGACGUCCACUCAUCAUCUCUAGUGAUCAUUUUUCUUGCCGAGGAUCUCAGUGUCUCUCGCUUCAGAGGACAUGAAUAUCUUGAGACCCGGUCCAUCCUACGUGCUCUUGAUGCGCUAGGCAUCAUCUACGUCUUCAGCCCCAACGAUGUGCAGUGGGCGCAACGAGUUUAUCGUCUCUUCCCUGACCAGGUCAAAGCCCUGGUCAUGGAUGCCAGAGAUAUCGAAGACUGUUUGAAGGAUCGCAUCAACUGUGUCCGGACUCCGAACAAUCUACCAGGCAUUCCUAUAUGGAAGAUGUUGCACUGGAACAAAAGGCACAUCAUCGAGCGUGCCAAUCCGCUCGGAGAACAAUGGUCUCUUUCUCUCGAUCGGGAUCCUAGCAACAACAAAACAUACGUCGGUUACAGCAUGGAAUCAAACUGUGCGAAGCAGCUUCCCCACUUCACGCCCGAAGAGCGCUUGAACCGUGUGUAUAUCCUGGCGACAUUGGAGACUUACUUUGCACCGCAUCACACGUCGUGGGAUCCCGAAUUCUUCGAGACGUUCGGUCGAUCCAGUGGCAUACCUUUUGUGGCUUCGCUGGAUCCUGUCGAGGGCCGCUUGAAGAACUAUCAUCAAGCAGAUGGGCUGCAUCUGGUGCCUUCCAAUCUGGUGGAGCUCGGCACACUAUCAUUCGUCCAGACCGUGGAAGAGAUGGCCCGAUCCAAGCUAAUGCUUGGACUGUGGGAUCCUCGAGAGGAGUCUAUAGUGCUCGAGAAUCUGUGCAUGGGUGUUCCAUUCUUGAACCCAGUCGGAAACUGGGAUCAUUCGAACCCUGAGGAUCGCACACAAUGGACAGUACAACACACAUCUCUCAUUGAUGCAAAUCCACCCUAUGUAUACCAUGUCUUUGCUGGCGACCGAACUGGAUUCGAGCGCGCAAUCAACGAUGCACUUAGUCAUCCAAUUGAAAGCUAUAUUCCACCGUGGAUGUCAGAAAGUGCUCUUGAGCAGAGACUGCUGAGAGAUAUCAUCCACCGGGACUGGAAGGCUGAGGCGCAAGCUAGGAUUUUAGCGGAUAAUAAUUUUGCCAUGGAUUCAUUGUUCGCUGAAACGGAAAAUAUAGGUAGAGUUGAUGAUGAGGCGGGAGUUGAUCCAUUAGAAGGCGAAGGUCUUUCUGAGGAUAAAUUGGCUCGCCUAGAGGCAAUUCUUGAGCGGACAACGAUGUACAGCGAGAUUCUCAAAAAGCAGAUGGACGAAGCACGCGUGGAGCACUUGUCCCACAUGCGCCGCAAACAGGCCGAGAAAGCGAAGGAGAAAAAUACCUCGCGUUCUUAUCCAAGGAAGAGGAGACGCACAGACGAAGCCGAGGAAGCGGUCGUGUCUGCAGAGGAGGAUGAGGACACCGGCGCUUUCCCACAACCAGCCCUUGUCACGGGCGCGACUCUGAAGGACUAUCAGCUCGAAGGACUGCAGUGGAUGGUCAGCUUGAACGCUCAAGGCAUCUCCGGAAUUCUAGCUGACGAGAUGGGCUUGGGGAAAACUCUGCAAACGAUUGCAUUCGCUGCACAUCUAAGGGAAUUGGGCACCACCCGUCCGUUCCUUGUCGUAUGCCCGCUGAGUGUGAUGCACAAUUGGGUUGAUGAAUUCAAGCGUUUUGCACCUAAAAUCCCCGUCCUCAUGUACCAUGGGACCCCUGUUGAACGCGCUGAGCUUCGUCGCACUGCCAUUCCAUUACCUGACGGAUGGGGAAACAAUGACUCCAAGGCCACCCCUGUUGCUUCAUCGUCGAAAGGGAAGAAGACUGCUGCCAGGGGUAAGGGUAAAGGCAAAGGCCGUGGCGCAGCUGCGAAAAAGCGGAAGAGAGGGGAUCGCGACGACGUCGAUGAACAGAAACUUUCCGAGGAACCUGAGCAGGAUCCAGAGGAGGCCGCUAUCGACGCCCACUUCAGAGCGUUUCCUGUUGUGAUCACCACAUACGAGCUGAUCAUGAAGGAUCGAUCGUCGUUGAGUGCCUAUCCAUGGGGGUAUAUUGUCGUUGAUGAAGGUCAUCGUUUGAAGAAUAUGCAUUGUGCUCUCAUCCGCGAGGUGAAGAAGUAUGAAAGUGCUGGACGAAUGAUAUUAACGGGCACGCCGUUGCAUAACAAUCUCGCCGAACUGUGGUCUCUUCUCAAUUUCAUCUUGCCAGACAUCUUUGACGACGUGGACUCGUUCCAAGAAUGGUUCUCUCCCAAUUUGUCGUCCGGCAUGCCCUCUGAGCGGAUGGGCGCUUUCAUUGUGAAACUGCAUGCCAUUUUGAAGCCCUUCCUCUUACGACGAGUGAAAGCCGAUGUUCUGGGCUCUGCUCUGCCUCCGAAGAAGUCGUAUGUGUUGUACGCGAAGAUGAGCAAGCUGCAACACGAAGCUUAUGAGGCCAUCGUCAGUGGAAAUGUACGGGCAUGGGUAACGGGGUCUACGAAGACCGUAGAACCGGCAAGCGUUGAGACGGAGAACGAGGAAGUCGGUCUCAGAACGAGGCAAGCUAAAGCUCGAGCGAGGCCCGACGGUCAAGAUGAUCUGGAGGAAGCCGAACGCCGGCGAGUCGCUGAUGAGUUUGCCAGGCGUGGAAUCGCGAAGCAGUUGAGCAGCAUGAACCUCCAGAAUAAGAUCAUGCAACUCCGUAAAGUGUGCUCACACCCGUUCUUAUUUUCGCGACCGGAUGACGAAAUCUGGACCCUGGGUCGUUCAGCACCUACGCAAGCUGAAAUCGCUGCUCGCGAAGCAGAGCUGGUCGGCGGAAGUGGCAAGAUGCUACUUCUUGAUCGACUUCUCGUUGAACUGUUCCGUCGGGGCCAUAAAGUAUUACUUUUUAGCCAAUUCACGACGAUGCUUGAUAUUAUAGAGGACUGGGCCGUAGAUAUGAAGGGUUGGACGAUAUGCCGGAUAGAUGGAUCCACACCUCCUCUAGAACGUCGAGAGCAGAUGAAUCUCUUUCAAUCAGCUGGUGACAGACCUGAUGCGCCUCGGCUGUUUCUGCUCAGCACCCGAUCCGGUGGAUUGGGUGUCAAUUUGACCGCUGCAGAUACUGUCAUCUUCUACGACCAAGAUUGGAACCCUCAAAUGGACGCUCAGGCCCAGGACCGGGCGCAUAGGAUCGGACAAACAAGACCAGUGCUGAUCUUCCGGCUCGUGACUGCACACAGCAUCGAGGAGAAGAUCAUGGAGAAGGCUACUGAGAAGCGGAAACUAGAGGCUCUGGUGAUUGCCAGAGGCAAAUUCAAGCGGCCGACUGGAGCAGAUGGAAGGCGGACGACCACAGCUGAAAUGGCAGCCGAUCUGCUUCGUCUUGAGCGAGAGGACGAUGUGUUGCCAUCGACUCUCCGUAGCGGGAAGGGCAACACGGCAAUUCUGAGCGAUGAAGAUCUUGAGGCCUUGCUGGACCGCUCACCCGAAGUGUUUGUAGAUCGUGGAUCGGGCUGGACAGCGGGACAAGGCAGGACUGCUUUUGCUGUGUUUGAUGGCCCAGCAGCAGAUGAUCCUGGAGCUUUAGCUGGAAUGAUGGCGGAGGAACCCGAAGAGGCCUGACAUAGACAAAGCAUUUGCUACUUGCUGAAAUAAUAUCACCAAUUGGUUCUGUACUCGGAACUGAGAACUUGUCACUGAUCAAUGAUCAAUGGAUCACUCAUCAGUUUGCCGAAAACGACAAUGUCUACUGUAGAACUGCAGCCCUCAAAGCUUGGCACCAAGGAGCAUUGGGAUCAAGUCUAUGAAACAGAGCUGACCAACUUCCACGAUCAUGGAGAUGAAGGAGAGAUCUGGUUUGGUGUUCAGAGCGUCGAAAAAAUGGUUCAAUGGGCCUUGGAAUAUGUCCCCCCAACACAAAACGCGUCAGUCCUUGAGGUGGGCAGCGGGAACGGAACGCUGCUGUUCGCUAUGAUCGAGGCAGGAUACAACGGGUCAAAUCUAUGUGGUAUUGAUUACAGUGCUGGGGCAGUGGAUCUGGCGCGUGCAGUUGCAUCUGCAACAGAUGGAGGAGAGACCGUGACGUUUGCGGAGUGCGAUUUCCUGGUUGAUGACCCGCCGCCACUGCGAGAGCAAGGCUGGGACUUGAUACUCGACAAGGGGACCUACGACGCGAUUGCGCUGAGCGAGAAAGAUAUGGAUGGGAAUGCUCCCAUUGCGCGUUAUCCUGCGCGAGUCGCGCAUCUAAUCAGAUCCGGGGGAAGUUUCUUGAUUACCUCUUGCAACUUCACUGAGCAGGAGCUCCGGGCCAAUUUUGAAACGCCUGAGACCGGUUUUGUGUAUCACUCUCGGAUACAACACCGGACGUUUACAUUUGGAGGUCAAAGCGGCAGUUCAACGUCGAGUGUAGCAUUUGUAAAAUCUUAACCUUUUCACUGGCAUCCGAGUUGGUCCAGUUAUUUUUGCUUGGGAUGAAUGGACCCAUAUGAUUGUCUGCUUCUUGCAGGAGCUUUUUCGGCAUCACGCUUCGAUUGUAUUGGCGGCAGUGCCCAUCUAUCAGUGUGGUUGGUAACGCGAUCAUCCAUCAACGAUCAGCAAUCGCGGGGGCCCGGGACUGCUGACGAGUCCAGACAGUGUCUUGUCCCAGACCCUUCCGUCCAUUCACCGACUAACGAUCCCUGGUCGGGGCCUCAAUCCUUGCCAGGCGCAAGGUCCUUUUUCAUUUCCUCUUCGGCCUAGCCCGACCUUUUGAUCAUGAAUCCGAGUACUAUGGCUUCAACAUCUGGUUCCAGUUCUCCGUCCGGCUCUUCGUCCAGCUCUCCUAGCGAUUCGGAAAUCAGGCCUCAGGCGGGCCCUUUGCCAACCAAACAGGGCGAAAUAGGAUGGUCGGAGGUGGCACUCACAGAGGCGGAGGAGGGACGGCGUAAUUCCAGCGAUGGUGCACCGGCCACAACCUUGCUUGUGCCUCAUCCCGAAGAGAGAUCUUCCAGUGACAGUGCGAACGGGAGCGUCGAGUCUUCUGCACCCGCCGUGCCCGCGACUGCUGCUAGUGCAUCGACUGCCUCUCUUGCCACCACCGCGACCACUCCCAACUCCAUCACGAAGCGGAAGAGACUGUUGGGAUUUUUGAAGCCCAAGAAAGUCCCUGCGUUCUGGGGCUUCCGCCUUACUACCCUUCUCGCUUUCUUUGCUCAGCUUUUGCUUGUUGCGGGGAUGAUUGUUGCUUGGUACUUCACUGUCACGCGUGUCGGGCACUCCAACUCCAACUCUAGCCCCAACCCGAACCCCAACCCCGGUUUCAAUGGCCCCCAGACCCAAAAUCAAAACCAGGACAGUCAACCUGUGCUUGGAAAUGGGUCCUCGGCUAUCUUCAUCCACGUCGUCUUCGGUGUGGCGGUACUCGUGCAGCUGCUGUUCAUCGAGCGUCGAGUUUUCCGUCUGCGAGCAGAGCGAUACAGUUACCUGCACCCCGGAGAGAUGCUUCCGAGUGCGCGGCGGCGGGCGAUGACUGAUCCGUCUAUUGGUCUCUCGCCCUGGAACCGCCCUCCCUUGCCUACAUAUGCAGCUGCGCUCGCGCAAAGCGGUGCCGGAACAGGCGAUGCCGAAGAUCAUCUGAUCGCAGUUGCACCUCCACCGGCCUAUGGUAACACCCGCGGCAGCACAUUCCUCCUGUCCGGCUUCCUCAGCGACAAUCUACGGGCACAACGGCCUGUUUCCCAGAUCACCGAAGCUAGCCGGCGCGGAUCCGCUUUGUCGGCGCGGUCGAUGACAGAACAGCGCCGGUCACGACCUGUCAGCUACAAAACCGUCGACGGCGACUGGGAGGAAGCACAGGAUGCUUCGCGAGCUCGGAUCCUCGAAGACACUUUGACCACGCUCGAACGCCCUUCCCCGGCUGUCGUCCGGUAGAGUUGGAAAGACAUUGUUCUCGAGAAUGACGAGCCUGUUGUACGUAAUACUGGACAGUACUCUGCGUUCAUACCCGUAUCAAUAGUUAUUGUACAUCUUGUCGAUAACGGCCACUCUUUGUGCCCUUUUGUCAUCUUUCAGUCACAGACGGAAGGCGAAGUGUGACAGUUUCUGAUCGUCAGUCAGUGAAUGAAGAACUGACUAUCGCUG